This is a messenger RNA of Rhagoletis zephyria (snowberry fruit fly), 1585 nucleotides long. RefSeq lists its product as uncharacterized. NCBI's taxonomy places the organism in Eukaryota, Metazoa, Arthropoda, Insecta, Diptera, Tephritidae. The record is from RefSeq and is a predicted model, not a curated record.
AGCUCAGUGUACAUUUUUAGCGCAUAAUCCCAAAAAUGCCAAAUUUUGAGUUGUGACUCUGAUGAAGACAGUGUGCGACAUGUAUGUACGAAAUGAUCUACAAUUCGUUAAUAUAGUUCCCCCCUUAGAAAAAGUUGAAGAUUCAAGAUCUCGUUUGUCUGCACAACGACGCAUUGAGUUUGACUCGAAAUUAGGAGCAAAAGCUGAAGAUUAUUACGACUCCUAUGACGCGGAUUUAAUUGUAACAAUUGCAAACACUCCGUUGUCACCAAUAUCAAGUGAAAUUGCAAGUCCAAUUGAAAUUAAUAACAAAUUUAGAGAUCAUAAACCAGCUACUGAAAUUGAUGGCUGCGGUGUGGGAAUAACUUAUAUGCUUAAAGAAAUUGAUAUACCCAAAGUGGUUGUUAAUAAACCGGAUGACUUAGAUUUGCUUUUACGGACGAAUACUACUGAUCCUAGACUGUUAAGAUAUUUAAAAAAGAACACCAACGCGCUACAUGCUUCUUCGUCACUUUGUCUGUCCACUAAAAUUGCUCAAAGUGAUCCACGCCGUCCGAGUAGCAUUUAUAAUUCGGAAUCAUAUUUAAACCAACGUCCGCAAGAACCUUCUCAGCAAACGCCCAAUAUGCUUCUUUAUGGCUGUUUACAACGCUCUCCUUGGUACCAGUCGCUUAUGUCUACAAUGAAGAUACAGAUAAAUCAAACAAUUUCGGUGCUGGUGCGCGCCAUCAAUAAUUUUCAGAAAAUUCGUCUGGAGGAUCCCUACGCUGUUUUUGAUAUUUUUAAACUAUAUUGCGCUGGCGAACUAUUGGAAAUUUUGGAAAAUCUUGGACUUUUUGUUGACGUAAAUGGCGUAAUAUCAGAGAAGAAGAAUUUAUCUACCUUUUCAGGGCGUUCGUACGGCUGUUCUUCGGUUGUAAAUGCAACAUACAGUUUUAUUCAACCGGUGGAGCCAUCUUCAGUAACAGUUCAACACCAGCAAAUGCGAUCCUUUACUUCGCCAAGGUCAAACUUCGCAACACCCCCAGCUCUCCAACAACCAGCACCAGCACCCUUCAUUAGCUGCUAUAUUGAUUCGCCGCAAAUGACAAUGGAUAAGCCGGUACAAAUGACCCAACCCCCUACGCCACGACCCCCACCCAAGCACUCUCGUGCAGCACCAUUUCCCCCAUCAGUACCUCGACGUCACUGCGGACUGAAGGUGCCAUAUACGUGCAGUACUCCUCCAGCUCGUUCUUCGGUUUCUCCGGUGAAAAAGCAAGCCCGUUGCCCGGACACUGAUGAGGAGUGCUGGGAUUUGGAUGAAGAUAUUAAUUCAUUUACGCCAUCAAAACUCCCACUGAGUCCUGAUUCGGGCAAUGAUUAUGAACAACCCCAUAUAAAUUACUCACGACCGGAACGAAAUGAUGAGGGACGUUCAUCAAACUACGGAAAAUCUUUUGGAAGCCACAAGAAGCGGUACAAGUAAAACUUGUAGGAUCAUGUAUUAAAAUUAGCAUUGGAAUUGCCUGCAUAUUCAUUUUAAAUAGUUCGUGUCACGUAUAUUGUUUAUGUUUUUUACCUAAAAGGUAAGCUUUAUAGCGAA